Molecule: messenger RNA, 237 nt
Organism: Haemonchus placei
Lineage: Eukaryota; Metazoa; Nematoda; Chromadorea; Rhabditida; Trichostrongylidae
Source: the annotation of a GenBank genome assembly
CGAUUUUUUUGGUACUUCCUUUCCUUUGCCACAUUUCGUUUUGUCAAUAUCCUAAACGAAUGCUGUGUUCAUAAGCACACUUAUAAAAUUAAUCGGCAAGCAGGAAGUUUGAGAUCGAGUUUCCCCUACAUCAAAACGUAUAAAAAUGCUAUUUCACCUCUAAAAUUUGAAGGCCUGAGGCAAGACUGGUGCCGGCGAUAUUCUCGUGCAACUGAUAUCUUGUCGUUAGCGGCUUAG